AUGCUGAAACUUCCGCAGGUGCGCAAGGAGCUGGACGAGGACACCCUCGCUAGCUACAUCAUCGAGGAGGAGUGUACGCUGGCGGCGGAGGGACGGAAGGACCAAUUUCUUCCCCAGGCUAACCAAGUGUUUACCAAGAAGGGUAAGCCCCAAUUCCAGCAGACUUCAUCCCAUUCCCCUCCCACUAGAGCACAGCAGCAGCAGCCUAAGCAUGGGGGUGGGGUUGGUGGGGGAGGGGAGAAGUGGAAAGGGGCUAAGGAUGGCCAGUCAAAGGGGGGGAAAGGAGGGUUCAAGGGGAAUUGCUACGUGUGUGGGCAGCCGGGGCAUAUCGCGAAGUACUGUCGGCAGCGGGUGGAUAAGGAGGCAGACAAGGGUGGAGAGGGUUCUGGAGGCAAUAGCGCGAUUGGCAAGGGGGUGGUGUCGCCGUCUGUGAUGAUCACCGACGGGCAGCGCCUUGUGACUGAGCAGCUGCAGGACGAGAGCAGCAUGGAUGGAGUGCAGCAGAGUGGGGGGAAGGAGACAGGGGAGCAGCAGAUAGGGGAGCAGCAGAUUGGGGAGCAGCAGAUAGGGGAGGAACAGAUUGGGGAGCAGCAGACAGGGGAGCCGCAGACAGGGGAGCAGGAGAUGUGGGGAAUUAGAGAUGGUGGUCGUGUGUUGAUUUCUGGGACGACCACUGCUCCGCUGCGUCGCUCCACUCGCAUCACUCGAGGUGUCCCGCCUGUUAAUGAUAUGGCAUCCGGCACCCCUGCUGUUGCCAAUAUUGGUGCUGCUGGCAGCAGCGAUUGCACCGCCUGCACUACCCUGGGGCCACUGAGGGAAGCGAGAGGGGGGGAGGGAGGAGACAGGGGCACGAGGGGACUCAAAUUACUCAGCAACUUCUUCCCCAUCUUCCCAUGCUUUGACCUGCGCUGCUAUCCUGUCUGGGUCAUUGGGAACGACAGCCGUUGCCACCACUGCUGCUGCGGGCAGCAGCGAUUGCACGGCCUGCACUGCCCUGGGGCCACUGGGUGA
Molecule: messenger RNA, 1011 nt
Organism: Closterium sp. Naga37s-1
Lineage: Eukaryota; Viridiplantae; Streptophyta; Zygnematophyceae; Desmidiales; Closteriaceae
Source: the annotation of a GenBank genome assembly